CUCCUUCUCCUCUCCUCCUUUUUAUUAUUAUUUAACGUUAUCUCUCUCUCUAUUUCUUUUCGACUCUCUCUCUCUCUAUAGCUUUGCAGACCCUAAAACUCGCACACAGCCACAGUUUAGGUGAAGAUUGUGAGACACAAGGGAAAUUUGUGAUGGCUUCGAAAAGGAUCAACAAGGAAUUGAAGGACCUCCAGAAAGACCCUCCUGCUUCAUGCAGCGCUGGCCCUGUGGCUGAUGACAUGUUCCACUGGCAAGCAACAAUUAUGGGUCCUGCAGACAGUCCAUUUGCUGGGGGUGUUUUCCUUGUAUCCAUUCACUUCCCACCGGAUUACCCAUUCAAGCCACCCAAGGUUUCCUUCCGGACAAAGGUUUUCCACCCUAACAUUAACAGCAAUGGCAGUAUCUGUCUUGACAUCCUCAAAGAGCAGUGGAGCCCUGCCCUUACCAUAUCCAAGGUCCUCCUGUCAAUAUGCUCACUGCUGACAGAUCCAAAUCCUGAUGAUCCUUUGGUGCCUGAGAUUGCUCACAUGUAUAAGACGGACAGAGCAAAGUACGAGACUACUGCCCGAUCUUGGACCCAGAAGUAUGCCAUGGGCUAAGGCUCUUGUUCUGCAUGAGGGAAUAUUUCAUGCUUAAAAGCUAUCCUAUUAGUAAAUAAACAAAUAUGUAAGAUGUUCUGAAGAUUAAAGAACUUGUUUGGUCGGUCUUGACACCUCGUGUCUUUGGGAAAUUUUAUAAAUGGGUAUCUUAAAACUGCAACAUCUUACGUUAACAGGUUGAGUAGUUAUUUGGAACUUGGUGGCAAAAUAGUGUUUUUUGUUUUGCAUUCAUCAUU
Molecule: messenger RNA, 835 nt
Organism: Quercus lobata
Lineage: Eukaryota; Viridiplantae; Streptophyta; Magnoliopsida; Fagales; Fagaceae
Gene: UBC30
Product: ubiquitin-conjugating enzyme 30
Exons: 5
Coding region: 153-599 (148 amino acids)
Source: RefSeq, a predicted model, not a curated record